Messenger RNA from Mugil cephalus (flathead mullet), 2032 nucleotides. RefSeq names its product phosphatidylinositol glycan anchor biosynthesis, class C (gene pigc). The transcript is spliced from 3 exons. Gene Ontology annotation, biological process: GPI anchor biosynthetic process. NCBI's taxonomy places the organism in Eukaryota, Metazoa, Chordata, Actinopteri, Mugiliformes, Mugilidae. Bases 75 to 959 code for a protein of 294 amino acids. Gene Ontology annotation, cellular component: membrane; glycosylphosphatidylinositol-N-acetylglucosaminyltransferase (GPI-GnT) complex. The record is from RefSeq and is a predicted model, not a curated record.
AAGUGCUCCACUUCCGGGAUAAUGACGAGAUGAGAUUGUAGCAUCGGAGCAGAACAAAGUCCCUUUCCAGGGUGAUGGGGCCAGACGGAGCUCCAGGUCCAGCUGUGCCCUGGAGGAAGGUGCUGUGGGAAUGCCAGCCGUUCCCCGAUAACUACGUGGACCAGCGGUUCCUGGAAGAGCUGAGGAGGAACGAGGGCAUCCGGCAGUACCGCUACUGGGCUGUGGUGAAGGAAGCAGGCUUUGUAGCGCAGCAGCUGUCAUGUGUGGCCGUUUUUAUCACCCUCUGGCUCUACAUGGAGCAGGGACUGCUGUCCCCUGAGAUGUUGUUGGGGACCAGCCUCGUCUCCGCCCUGCUGGGUUACGGAUUACACCAAGUCUUGACGUCCCAAGUUGAAACGUGCACCGAGCCUCGGACGCACCUGGCUGAUCUACAGAGCGCCACCAUCUUCCUUUCCUUCACCUUCGGCUUCUCACCAGUUCUCAAGACACUAACAGAGUCUGUGAGUACGGACACGGUGUACGCCAUGUCCGCUGUGAUGCUGCUGGCCCACCUGGUGUCGUUUCCUUACGCUAAGCCCUCGCCUCCCGGCAGCCUCUCCUUAAAUGCAGCCCUGUUUGCCUCCGUGUGCUUAGCCUCAAGGUUACCGGGGGCCCUGCACACCUUCGCCAUGCUCAGCUGUGCCCUGCUGGUGUUUGCCCUGUGGCCCUGCCUGCUGCAGAGGUUAAGGGACAACGCCCCGAACCAGUUUACCGCAGUGUGCGUGGGAGUGUGUGUCGGAGGGGUCGGAGGUCUCGGGUCCCAGUCGCCAGGUGGAGCUGUGCUCUUAGCCCUGGCCCUGGGGAGCGUCACAUUACUCUGUCCCUUACUGCUAGUCAGGCUGCAGAGGCACAAGGACAACAUACAAGGGCCCUGGGAUGAAGCGGAGAUCCACGAGGACCUCAGCCACUUCCUACACUAAUGAAUAGAACAAAGAAGAAUUGACUCCCGUUUUUGCUGGCGAUGUACGCCUAACAAACUCCGUUUGAACAACCAACACAGCCUAUUCCCUCACAGGGAACAUGAAGACGUUUUAAAGUGUUCAAGCUGCUACUGUUUUAUCAAGUGUUGAUCUCAUGAAAUUGUGUGGUCGGUGUCAACUAAUACGCACUGCUGACUUACAUCGCGGACGCGCUACGCACAAGUUGGUGACGUUUUAAUAGCCUGUGACACGUUUUGCAGGUUGCUGUUGUGUGCGAAUGAACAAAUGCAUAAUGUUUAACACAACGGCAGGACUAUAAAAAGGGCUCCUAUUGCAAAUAACAUUAAAUAUUAAUAUUGGGAUUUUAAGAGAAAUGAUAAUUUUUUAAUAUGAUACAGUAUUCCCUCUGUGUUUAAUAAAGCACAACAGCCUCAUCCUAAAUGGACAAAGCUUAAUGAAACUAUUUUUACUGUCAGAUGAGAUUGUCUGUUUAAGAUAACGGUACUGAGAAACACUUUUUUAAAGAGUUAUGGUUGUAAAUUAAAUUAAGGUUCUGUUUUGUCAACAGAUAUGGGUGACUAUGACAACUUUCACUUGAGUUUAUCUUUCUGCACUCGACUAUUUUUCCCUUAAUAAUGCAGCCAAACUUGGGAGAGCAGCUCCCACACAGGGCGGUAAACACAUGGUUAAAGCGCUGCAGUGCUGCUCUGUGCGGGGACAAACCGUCGGCCAUAAAAACACAGCAAAAACAAACUGUCGGCCAUGUUGAACGUCAACCGGUGACGUCAGUCUUUCAGGUGAUGAGAAACACCUGUUGCGGUUGAUUGGCAUAAAUCAAACCACGGAGAGCAACAUGGCGGCUGACUACUGCUUUUUCUUAAUGAAUCCUCUUUUAACUCGCAUUUAUCGACACACCCUUUUUGUUUAACAUUCAUUGUGAUGGUGACUGGAAUUACCGUGUUUAUUUUUAAUUUUUGUUUCAAUAUAUUGAGGACAAACCACGCGGCGACUGUUUUCUUUCCCUCUCUCUUUCGGUGGAAUAUAAUAAAAUGUGUCACUGAAAGUGCAACAAA